AUGGAGGUCAAACCAGUCAAGGCUACAAAAUCCUUUGAUGUCGAGGGGCUUCCACUCAAAGUCACUGUGUCUACAAGUGGGAGGAUAGUCGUGAUGUUUGGAGGCCGUAGAGUCGGCAUCUAUGACAGUGAGGGUAUCUUCAUCAUGUAUUUCUUAACAUAUAUGAAAAAAAGACAGGGAGAGACGAUUAGCAUUUUCCCGCACGAUGUUACUUUUGGCAACCUCGACAACAACAACGACGUUUGGAUUGUGGGUGGGAAUAAGCUGUCCCACUAUAUCGCGCUGUUUGCCCUGAACAGAUUGUCCACUCGCGCCAUUGUGACAGAGACGGUCGAACAUCGCGGGGCGGUGAAAGUCUUCGGUUUACACGGGAUGCUCGAGCGAAGUUUUGGGAGGCGGCAGGGUUUGACGCACCCGACAGGCAUCACAGUGGACAGCGAGGACUCUAUCCUAGUGGCGGACUCCUCCACUGCCUACAUCUACGUGUAUCGCAACAAUGGACAGUUCCUGUUCAAAUUUGCAGGGAAGGGGACCAACAACGGCCAGUUGAGCCUCCCCCUUGACAUCUGUACGGACAGUUCUCGUCACAUCAUCGUGGCUGACUCCGGAAACAGGCGGGUGGAGCUGUUCACAAGCCGCGGGGAGUUUAUCCGCCACAUCGCUACCGAUGUCGAGCCUCUGAGCAUUGCCGUCGGUCCAGACGGACAGAUAGUCCUGACUGAAACGGUCAAACAUCGCGGGACGGUGAAAGUCUACGGGUUGAACGGGAUGCUUGAGCGAAGUUUUGGGAGGCGGCAGGGUUUGAUGCACCCGACAGGCAUCACAGUGGACAGCGAGGACUCUAUUCUAGUGUUGGACUACUCCACUGCCUACAUCUACGUGUAUCGCGACAAUGGACAGUUCAUGUUCAAGUUUGCAGGGAAGGGGACCAACAACGGCCGGUUGAGCCUCCCCCUUGACAUCUGUACGGACAGUUCUCGUCACAUCAUCGUGGCUGACUCGGGAAACAGGCGGGUGGAGAUGUUCACAAGCCGCGGGGAGUUUAUCCGGCACAUCGCUACUGAUGUCGAGCCUCUGAGCAUCGCCGUUGGUCCAGACGGACAGAUAGUCCUGGCUGAACCGUUGAAAAAGAAAGUGACUAUUUUGACAAACUAUUGA
Molecule: messenger RNA, 1158 nt
Organism: Branchiostoma belcheri (Belcher's lancelet)
Lineage: Eukaryota; Metazoa; Chordata; Leptocardii; Amphioxiformes; Branchiostomatidae
Product: tripartite motif-containing protein 3-like
Exons: 3
Coding region: 1-1158 (385 amino acids)
Cellular component (GO): extracellular region
Molecular function (GO): protein binding
Source: RefSeq, a predicted model, not a curated record